Molecule: messenger RNA, 4076 nt
Organism: Hemibagrus wyckioides
Lineage: Eukaryota; Metazoa; Chordata; Actinopteri; Siluriformes; Bagridae
Gene: tmem248
Product: transmembrane protein 248
Exons: 7
Coding region: 269-1216 (315 amino acids)
Source: RefSeq, a predicted model, not a curated record
UGUCAGACUUGGCAACCUCGCAGCGACGAGCUCACCACCGUCGUAGUUCCAGGGCUAGGCUAGCUGUCUGGAACCUUCGAGAUGUUUGUUGUGCUUCACAGGAGAAGUCGCGUGCAGUUUCCGACAUUUCAAUGCUCUCUCAAUAAUGGCAUGGUGCGCGAGCUGUUCUGCAGCACGCCGGCUUACUAUCUCGUCUGAACCGAACCUGGAGCUAGCCUGUUAGCCUGCGCGCGAGCCAUCAGCAGCUGUACAAACACUGACCCCCAAAAUGGUGUUCUUGUUAAACCCUCUGGAGAAUCUGAAGACCUACAUAAGCAACCGUCCGCCGCUGGUCAUAUUUAUGGUCAGUGUAAGCGCCGUGGCCAUUACCUUCCUCACGGUUGGGUAUUUCUUCAAGAUCAAGGAAAUUAAAUCACCUGAAAUGACAGAGGACUGGAACACCUUUCUACUGCGUUUCAACGAGCUGGACUUCUGCAUCUCGGAGAACGAGACGCUCAAGCAUGGCCUGAACGAGUCGACCACACCGGAGAGCACCGUGACAAGCAGCCAAUCACGAACCAGCACUCAAGCGCCAUUACUGCUGGAGGAUCCGGGUCCGAUUAACAUCUCCGUCACCAUUACGCUCACCCUGGAUCCUCUGAAGCCGUUCGGCGGUUAUUCGCGCAACAUCACCCACCUGUACUCCACCAUAAUGGGCCAUCAGGUUGGCCUGGCUGGCAGGGAAGCUCACGAAGAGAUGAACAUCACUUUCACACUGCCUGCGUCCUGGAACUCGGACGACUGCGUUCUGCACGGACGUUGCGAGCAGGUGGUCUUUAGCACCUGCAUGACCGUCAGCGCAGCCAGUAACGUCUUCCCCGUAACAGUGCAGCCACCGCACUGUAUUCCAGAGACGUACAGCAACGCAACAUCCUGGUACAAGAUCUUCACCACAGCUCGGGAUUCAGACACCAAAUACACGCAGGACUACAACCCUUUUUGGUGUUACAAAGGUGCCGUCGGGAAGGUGUACCACACUCUGAACCCUAAACUCACAGUCAUUGUACCAGAAGACGACCGCUCUCUCAUCAACCUGCACCUAAUGCACACCAGUUACUUUCUGUUUGUCAUGGUGAUUACAAUGUUCUGCUAUGCAGUCAUUAAGGGCAGACCUGGCAAAGUAAGACAGAGCAACCCGGAUUUCUGUCCAGAAAAGGUAGCCUUGUCUGAGGGAUAAAUCCGAUCAUGGGCAAAAAUACGGACUGAACUUGUUCAGCGGCGGACCGGAUAAUCUGGAAUAAACCAUAUCGGACGUGGAGGGGGGGGCACGGAAAAAAACAACAACAACAACUAGUCGCCAGUAGGAAGGUGACGACAAACUGUGAUGCGAAUCUCUGCAAUGUUGGGUCACUCCAACCAAAGACUUUCAAGUGCCUGUAUCUACUGUGUAAAUGCUUGUAGGACCCUUAUAUUCAGUACAGAAGCACUUUGCCUAAACCCCUCCCCACUUCCCCAUGUGCCACAAAGUAUGUGAAGACGGAACGAGCGACAGCACUUAACCAUGAUAUCAUUCAAACAUCAUUCGACUUUUUUUUUUUUCCCCCUUCCCUCUGAGCACCUUUUUUGUCUCCCACUUUCUUAUUUGUGUCAUCUGUGAUAACUGUCCAGUAGUGUUUCUGCUUUUUUUUUGUUGCUCUUUUGUUUAACUUCUUUUUUUUUUUGAGAGAGAGAGUAAUGGCAUCUAGAGAAUGACCUGGAAAGCCAGUGGACUGCUCAGCAAUGAUUUAUAAUCCAGAUGAUUUUUUUUUUUUUAUUUACAGUGUGUAUGUGUGCUACCUAGAUGCCAGUAGAUAUAAGGGUCAUUUAAUAAAAGAAAAAAAAGACUCCUAAGACCUGAAGGACAGAAAGUUCGUCUUCUUUCAGAUUUGGCUGGACGAUGCUCCAGACAUCAGUGAAACAGGAAGAAUCGUCAUUGAUGGAUUCUCCGAUCGGGACUGAUUCAUCACCUCUCAGAUUUUGACGUUGGUUGACGUCCAGGUAGACUGAAUGACUGAAUAUACAGCAUUCAUGAAAAUCUCACAUACAGUCUUAUUUAAAAUGUGAUGUAAAAAAAAAAAAAAAAGUUUUAUCAUGUGUAAUCUAUUACCUCAAACAUUAUCGCUUCAUUUAAUUUUGGACAUGAAACAGCUUCCUGCUAAAUUCUUUUCACUUAGAAAUUCAUUCCUGGUGUCUGUUCUGCGUUACAUAUCAUCAUAUUCGUCUUUAAUCUUUUAACCUCGUUGCCUAAUUCCACGUAUGGAACGAGAUAUCAUCCCGUAACACGACAAUGUCUGCGUUCACAUUCGACAGUGCGAUUAUUUAGCGGAUUUGCGUUAGAGAAGGAAAUUUUCCAAGGAUUUGGCUUUGUUUCUCGUAUUUAGGAAGCGGUGGGGGAGGGGCAUAUUGACCACCAAAAAAGCAACAGCAAAAUCAGAAAGCGUGAAGUCAACAAUAAAUCAGAACCAGGCUAUUCAGAUUCAUUUCUAUCAACGACAUUCCUACGUUUGUUUGUUUUGAAAAUGUAUGCUGUCAACUGUUAAUUGCAUGCCAUUCAUAAGAGUUCACUGAAAACCUGCCUAAAGGAAGCCAAGUUUGUGAAAAGAAAAUUAUUCUUCAGUACAGUAAUUAGUAACUGUUUUUGCUAUACUAAUGGCAUAAUAAAGGUUUUUUUCUGAACAGCAAUAGGCAUGCACCGUGUCCAAUCAGCAGGAAGGAGCAAGGAAUGAAGACAACGUACACUAUGUUGCCAAAAGUUUUGGGACACUUCACCAAAUCAAUGAGUUCAGGGGUUGGGCUCGGCCCCUUAGUUCCAGUGAAAGGAACUCUUAAUGCUUCAGCAUACCAAGACAUUUUGGACAAUUUCAUGCUCCCAACUUUGUGGGAAGGCAAGACAUCCCAGUUUUGGAAUGGCUCAGAGUCUCUGUUCUAAUUCAUCCCAAAGGUGUUCUAUCGGUUUGAGGUCAGGACUCCACAAGUUCCUCCACACCAAACUCACUCAUCCAUGUAUUUAUGGACCUUGCUUUGUGCACUGGUGUGCAGUCAUGUUGGAAUAGGAAGGGGUCAUCCCCAAACUGUUCCCACAAAGUCCGGAGCAUGACGUUGUCCAAAAUGUCAUUAAGAAUUCUGGAACUAAGAGGCCAAGCCCAACCCCUGAAAAAAACAACAGGUGUCUGAAAACCUUUGGCAAUGUAGUAUAUUUCUGAUGUUGCUGUUGCCUUUUUAUUUUUCUUUAAGCGAGAAGGAUUAAUAACACAUUCGCCGACAUCCAACGUCUCUUUCACUCUAGCCGCUCACCAACACGUGCUGUCAGACCACUAAUGUGCCUUUGCACUAAACAUCCAUGUACAUAGCUCACCCACUUGAUUAGCAACACCAGACAAACACCGGAACUGAACCUGUCGCUAAAUUAAUUAAUGUCUUAAUCAAAAACUAGCAGGUGAAAUUAUUCGUGUUCGCAUCUUUAGCCAUAAUGUCUUGUGGCGUUCGUGAUUUUCUCCAGAAAACCAGUCACCGGUUCAAGUUUAGUUAGGAUUCAUUAAUGGAUGUGUUUCAGAAAAGCAAUACUUCACAUUUAAAAGUGUCUCUCUCUCUCUCUCUUUUUUUUUGUCUUGUAUUGCUUAUAUAAUCCAUAAAUAUACUUUUUUCAGUUUUAUGUUGAGUUUUUAAUUCAUUUCAAUCACUUUUAAUGUGAAUCCCCCACCCCCAAAAAAAAAAAAAAAAGUGAAGGAUAAAGUGAUGAGCAAUGGAAAUGUGAUGUGGAAUUUCUGGAUGCUGCCUUUUUUUCUUUUCUUUUUUUUUUUUUUGGAUCAUAUUGAUCUGUCCCCUCGUGUUCCUUCCCUCAUGUGAGACGUUUUAAUUCCAUCCUUAACCUGAGUUGCUUAACCUAUUCGCAAGUGUGUGAUGCCAUCGCGCUCCUCCUUUCACCUGUCUUAAUGCAUGAUUGUAAAUGUCCUACCUGCUGACUGGUCCCUUAGAAGACAAUCCCAUUGUUUCUGUGCUGUUUGUAAAUGACUGUAGACACACGCUUCGCUGAAUAAAAAUCAACCAUGAAUAAUGAA